ACAAGCCCUUAUAGGAAAACACUUAUCUCCUUCCAUGGGCAGGAUUCUUAAGCUAAGCUAGGGUUUGGACGAUUUAAGGAUUUUCCGAUUUCGCGGCCGGUCGAACCAUUCCGUAUCCUCCUCAUUUCUCGCUGUCUCUCUAUUCUCUUCCCGACACAGUAGCACCAGAGAGAAAUUGUUAUUUGGAUACCUGGUAGAACUAACAACGUCGGAUCGAUGGCGCAUAGGUUGUUGAGGGAUGUCGAAGCAGACGGAUGGGAGCGAUCGGACUUCCCCAUCAUAUGCGAGUCCUGUCUAGGUGACAAUCCGUAUGUUCGAAUGACAAAGGCAGAUUAUGAUAAGGAAUGCAAGAUUUGUACGAGGCCCUUUACUGUUUUUAGAUGGAGGCCAGGGCGUGAUGCAAGAUAUAAGAAAUCUGAGAUUUGCCAGACUUGUAGCAAGCUGAAAAAUGUCUGUCAAGUGUGUCUUCUAGAUCUUGAAUAUGGAUUGCCCGUUCAAGUUAGGGACACUGCUCUGAGUAUCAAUUCAAAUGAUUCCAUUCCGAAAAGUGAUGUGAACAGGGAGUACUUUGCCGAAGAGCAUGACCGCAGGGCAAGAGCUGGUAUAGAUUAUGAAUCUUCGUAUGGGAAGGUGCAACCAAAUGAUACAAUUCUGAAACUUCAGAGAACAACCCCCUACUACAAAAGGAACAGGGCUCAUGUAUGCAGUUUUUAUGUAAGGGGUGAAUGCACAAGAGGGGCGGAGUGUCCUUAUAGGCACGAGAUGCCUGAAACUGGAGAAUUGUCUCAACAAAAUAUUAAAGAUCGCUACUAUGGAGUGAAUGACCCAGUGGCACUGAAAUUACUUGGCAAAGCUGGUGAAAUGCCGUCGCUGGAAGCUCCAGACGAUGAGAGUAUUAAAACCCUGUAUGUGGGAGGAAUUGAUGCCAGAGUCUCUGAACAGGACCUGAGGGAUAAUUUCUAUGCACAUGGAGAAAUAGAAUCUAUAAGGAUAGUUAUGCAAAGGGCUUGCGCAUUUGUAACAUACACAAGUAGAGAUGGUGCAGAGAAAGCAGCUGAAGAACUGUCUAACAAAUUGGUGAUAAAGGGUUUGCGGCUAAAGCUAUUGUGGGGCAGACCACAAGCACCAAAGGCAGAAGGUGCAGAAGAAUCAUCUGAUGGAUCCAAAUCGCAGGUGGCUCAUAGUGGUAUGCUUCCUAGGGCUGUCAUAUCCCAGCAGCAGAACAACCAAAAUCCACCCGGGGCAGAUGAACAACAACCACAGCCAAUUCAUUAUUUCAAUAUCCCACCGCCACCAGGCCCACCACCGCCUCAGGCUCAGCAGGAACGUUCUUAUUAUCCAUCAAUGGAUCCUCAAAGAAUGGGUGCGCUGGUUUCAACUCAGGAGGGUGGUCCUGUUGAGAAUAGGACUGGUUCUGAGAUGCCUCGACACUAUGCUGCUGCUUAUCCUCCUCUUCCUCCCAACUAUCCUCAAGGUGGUCAGUUUAACCAGCAGCAGCAGCACUUUUAUCCUCAGUAUGGAUUUAUGCAACCCCCACCGCCUCAACAUUAUCAGCAGUAUCCUCGGCCGCCUCCGCCACCUUACCCAUCCACCUUGCCCCCUCAUCACCAGGUGGCACCGCCACCCCAGCAGCACCAGCAUCAGCAUUCUGGGGCAUCAGGAUCAUCAUCGUCACAACAGCAGCAGGCGGCACCGCCACCCCAGGAGCACCAGCAUCAGCAUUCUGGGGCAUCAGGAUCAUCAUCGUCACAGCAGCAACAGUAAACAGUGUUUGAUUUGAAGAUGUCUUAAUCAAGAUGAAUGUUGUUCCGUUGUCUUCUUGUAGUAUGAAUAUUUUCGUUUCCCUGGAAUGGUUUGGUACUUUUGUUUGUUUCGGAUCAGUUCAGUCGAAUUCUGGUGACAUUCACUGCACUCUUAAAUGUCUUUACUUUUGGACCUGUAAGGUUUUUAUGACUUCCA
Molecule: messenger RNA, 1959 nt
Organism: Impatiens glandulifera
Lineage: Eukaryota; Viridiplantae; Streptophyta; Magnoliopsida; Ericales; Balsaminaceae
Product: zinc finger CCCH domain-containing protein 40-like
Exons: 4
Coding region: 217-1764 (515 amino acids)
Cellular component (GO): U2-type catalytic step 2 spliceosome; U2-type catalytic step 1 spliceosome; Prp19 complex
Molecular function (GO): pre-mRNA binding; U6 snRNA binding; metal ion binding
Source: RefSeq, a predicted model, not a curated record